AUGGCAAUGUCAGAGCUUUCUCCAAUGAUUGAAAUGAUUGUAGUUGCAAUUUUAAUUAUAAUAUGCAAAAAUAAACUUGCUGAAAAGUUCAAAGCAGAAGUUGUAUUUAAUUUCAUUACAAGUCGUCCUCCGAAUGUGACUGUAUUCAAGGAAAAGUUAAUCCAUUUCAGUAUUCAACACCCGGAGGAAAAUUUCGCUUUCAGCACUUUCUUAAUGGAGUAUGAGAAGUUGAAGAUCAUGUCAAAAGACAACAAAACUUCAACUCAAACUACAAAGCAUCAUCCUUUAAUGGAAGGAGUGUGA
Messenger RNA from Clunio marinus, 303 nucleotides. NCBI's taxonomy places the organism in Eukaryota, Metazoa, Arthropoda, Insecta, Diptera, Chironomidae. The record is from the annotation of a GenBank genome assembly.